This is a messenger RNA of Populus nigra (black poplar), 2388 nucleotides long. RefSeq names its product UV-stimulated scaffold protein A homolog. The coding region runs from base 15 to 2048 and encodes 677 amino acids. Gene Ontology annotation, molecular function: RNA polymerase II complex binding. The transcript is spliced from 2 exons. NCBI's taxonomy places the organism in Eukaryota, Viridiplantae, Streptophyta, Magnoliopsida, Malpighiales, Salicaceae. The record is from RefSeq and is a predicted model, not a curated record. Gene Ontology annotation, cellular component: chromosome. Gene Ontology annotation, biological process: transcription-coupled nucleotide-excision repair; response to UV.
ACCCUAACAAGCAGAUGUACGAAAUAAGAGAGAUAAUCGGAGCGAGUUUUCAAAAUUCUGUUUGCUCGAUUAAUUACUUCGCUGCGGGAUUAAUGGAGAUGGAAGAGGGUGGAGGAAGGGCGAGGGCGUUGAUAGAAAAGGCCACCAAUUCCACGGCGGCGCUCGUCGACCCCCGCCUUCUCAAAGCCAUCAAAACGGUUGUCCGAUACUCUGACUCGGAGCUCCGACUCGCUGCCCAAACCCUAUUGGAUCUCAUGAAACGCGACCACUCUCAGGUUAGGUAUUUGACGCUUCUAAUAAUUGAUGAGCUAUUUAUGCGAUCAAAGCUAUUUAGAACUCUGGUUGUUGAGAAUUUAGAUCAGUUGUUAAGUUUGAGCGUGGGAUUUAGAAGAAACCAUCCCCUUCCUGCUCCACCGGCUGUUGCGUCUAUUUUGCGUUCGAAAGCGAUUGAAUUCUUGGAGAAAUGGAAUUCUUCGUUUGGAAUUCAUUACAGACAGAUCAGGUUAGGUUUUGAUUACCUUAAAACCACGCUCCGGUUUCAGUUCCCGAAUGUUCAGGCUAAUGCAGCUCGAGUUCAGCAGGAGAGGAGGGAAAGGGAGAUGAAGACGCAAGAGAUUUUAGUUAAGAAGUUUGAGGUUUUGAAGGAGAAUUUAGUGCCGUUGAAGGAGGAAAUUCGGGAAACGGUUGAUGAGAUUGGGGAGUGUUUAGAGAUAGUGAAGAAUAAAGGGGCCAAUGUUGUGCUUGGUGCUCUAGAUGACGAGGAGGAUUUUGAAGAGUUUCGUCCUUUGGAGUUGCGUCAGCUGCGGCUUGAUUCGUUGAAAGAGGGGGAGAAGGUUUGUGAGAACAGUGAGAAUAAAGUGGUUUUUGAUGCAUUGAGGGAGCUGUACAAGCUUUUAGUGACCAAGCACUUGGUUUCAGUCCAAGAAGGAAUCUCUGUUCUAAUCAGGGUUGAAGUGGCAGAUACGAGAUUAAGAGAUUCUAUGCUCAAGGAGUUCAUUGACAUCCGAAAUCACCUUCAAUCUGUGAAAAAGAAAUGUGUUGAAUCAGGUUGUGUUCUUCCGGACAUUACAAAGCAUGAAAAAGAGGAGGAAGAAGAUUUUUGGGAGGAGGGUAAAGUUGAAUCAACUGACCCUGGGAGAUUUAGUGAACCCAAUAAACGAAAUGAAAAUUCUGCUGCACCAUCAACUUCUGGAGAGGUGAAAAAUGACCCUUCUGAAUGCAGUACCAAGAAGCUGAAACGCGAUGAGUUUCUGUGUUCUGAAGGUGGUGGAACUGAUUCCAGCUCGCUUCGAAACAAGCUGAUGACCGUGGCUCCAGUGAUAGAGUGGGGCUCUUUUUUGGACACUUGGGGUUCAAACAGGGAUGUUUUAGCCAACCACAGGGGCUUGGAGCUUGAAAGUCACUGGGGUAGGGUGGACCAUGAUGCAGUUAUUCCAGCAAAGAAAAUUGCUGAAUUAAACCUUCAUGCAACUCUUUACAAAGAAGAAAGAGUCGAAAUCCAGCCAUGUCGGGCUCCAUUAGGGAAGGGUGGGCUCUGUCAGAGAAGAGAUUUGAGAGUUUGCCCCUUUCAUGGACCCAUCAUUCCCCGUGAUGAUGAAGGAAAUCCUAUCAAUCAGGGCACUUCAACAAGUGAUUUAACUCUUGAUCUAGGGACUGAUUUAGUAGAGCAAUUAGCUGAACAAGCUGUGAAGAAUGUUCGGGACAGAGAUAACGAGGAAGCAAGGAAAAGAAAAAUGGACAAACAGUCACAGAAACGUGCUAAGCUUGCAAAGAUACGGGAACACAAUGAAGCUGUUCUGAGGGAUGCUGCAGUGGCUUCAACUUCAAGGUCUUCAGUUUAUGGGGACAAUGUUGAGGCAUCCAGCAGGGACAGGUUGUUGGCUAGAAACAAAAAAGAUACCCUCGCAUCCAUGUUGCGCAAGAAAGUAACCACAAAAGAUAGGCUGUCUCAGAGACUUUUGAAUACAAGGGCAAGUGAUGCAAUGACAAGGCAGCUAACGCUGGGUGAAGAUGCCAAUUAUAGAGAAGCCUUUCCAAAUCAAUGGUAGAAUACGGAUAUUGCCUUUGGGAUUUGGGCUUUCUUAAAGACGAAGCAUCUGAAGAUACUUAUGCUGGUAAUGGAUGGAUAGUCUCAUUCAUACUGGCAGACAAACAGUUUCAGUUUUCUGUUGAAGCAGAAGAAUUCUGCUCUGCACGUUCCGUGAUGUUGCGCAUCUACUCGAUGCUGGUAGGCCUUCCAGAACAGAGAAAGAUGAGUACUUCUGUAAGAAAUCUUGUAAUUGCAUGCUUUAAUUGGAAAGUUCUGUGAUUGUAUAUAUUUUCAACAUUGUUGUGAGAUAUUUUAAUCACAGGACAAAAAUAAAGAAUCGGAGCAUUGGAGAUUAUUCA